Pseudopodoces humilis (Tibetan ground-tit) is the source of this 1219-nucleotide messenger RNA. The record is from RefSeq and is a predicted model, not a curated record. NCBI's taxonomy places the organism in Eukaryota, Metazoa, Chordata, Aves, Passeriformes, Paridae.
AUGGAUCGGGAGAGGGAACCGGAGCCGUGUCCCGCCCCGGAGGCCCCCAAAGCCCAGCCCGGGCCGCCCCCCGGCCCCACCCGCUGGGGCAUCUGCUCGGCCGGGGCCAUCAGCCACGACUUCGCGGUGGCCCUGAAGACCCUGCCCCCCACGGAACACACGGUGGUGGCCGUGGCCGCCCGGGAUUUGGGGCGCGCCCAGGCCUUUGCCCGGCGUUUUGGGGUGCCCCGAGCCUACGGAUCCUACGAGGAGCUGGCUGAGGAUCCUGACGUUGACGUGGUGUACGUGGGGGUGGUGAACCCCGCGCACCUGCCCACGGGGCUGCUGUUCCUGCGCCACGGCCGGGCUGUGCUAAUGGAGAAGCCGAUGGCGCUCGGGGCCCGCGAGGUUGCGGAGCUGGUGCGGACGGCCCGGGAGCGUGGGGUGUUCCUGAUGGAGGGGUUCUGGACCCGCUUUUUCCCGGCCUGGCGGCGGCUGCGCUCACUCGCGGCCGGGGGGGCCCUGGGGACGCCCCUGGUGCUGCGGGGGGAGCUCGGCUUCCAGCUCGGGGGGGUCCCACGGCGGCGCGAGCCGGGGCUGGGCGGGGGGGUCCUGCUGGACCUGGGGGGCUACGGACUGCAGAUGGCACUGGCCCUGCUGGGGGGGGGCAAGCCCCCCACCGCCCUGAGGGCCCACGGCGUGCUGCACCCCACCGGCGUGGACGAGUCGGUGGCGGUGACGCUGGAGUUCCCCGGGCGGGCCCUGGCCGUGCUCACCUUCUCCAUGGCCGCGGAGCUGCCGGGGGCGGCGGCGCUGGGGGGGCCGCGGGGCUGGGCUCAGCUCCCCAGCCACAUGAACUGCCCCACCGAGCUGCUCUGGGGGGGUCACCGCGAGCACUUCCCGCUGCCCCCCCCGGCCGAGCCCCUCAACUUCCCCCACAGCACCGGGCUGCGCUACGAGGCCCAGCACGUGCGGGAGUGCCUGCUGCAGGGACUGACCGAGAGCCCGGAGAUGCCGCUGGCCGAGAGCGAGGUCAUCGCACGACUGCUGGACGAGGCACGGGCACAGGUGGGGGGGUGGGACCCUCAGAAUGACCACUGACCCUCCUGAGUGACCCCUGACCCCUCAGGGUAACUGCGGCAGCUUUGGUCUCACCCACCUGUGGCUCAAUAAAAGCUGGAAAACCACUCCAAAACCUGACCCUGGUCAUUCCCAGGUGACCCCAGUAAGACCCAGACGC